CGCGAGAUCUUCCUACUUCUCCCUCUAGGCUUCCGUAUUUCCAAACGUGUUUGAAACUCGAAGGGUAAAAUAUAUUCUAACCUGCCAUCCUUUUGUCAAAAUUUAUAAGAAACUUUUUCUCUCGCUGCCUGUGUAAGUUCUCUCUUAGGUGCUGUUGUUUGUGCUGUUGUCGGAAUGGCGGUGGUCAUCCAUUUACAGGGGCUCAGAAUCACUGCAGGUUCUGAGGACGUUCGCCAUUUCUUCACUGGCCUCAAAAUCCCAGAUGGUGGGGUGCACAUUAUUGGUGGGGAGAGUGAGGAGGCUUUCAUAAUCUUUGCUUCCGAUGAAGACGCGAGGCGGGCGAUGACCCGUUCGGAGGGAUCCAUCAAAGGUUCUCCGGUUCGCUUACGGCUGAGCAGCAAGUCAGAAAUGCAGGCUGUUCUCAAGCAAAGUAUAAAACCUGAGGUGACCAAAAAGAGGCCGUAUAAGGAAGGUUCCAGAAGACCGGAAAGAGAAGGCAGGAAUGAGGAAUCUAGAAGAAAAGAGCGCGUGGAGAUGGGCAGUAGAUCAGUGUCUUACAGUAACGUACGUAGUCACGCCCGAAAGCCUUUCUCACAGCCAAGCAGUCAAGAUUACUUGUAUUUGUAUAUGCAAGACAUGCCUUUUACUACGACCGAAGAGGAAGUGAGAAGAUUCUUUGACGGAUUAGUGGUGGAGGACAUUAUUAUGAUGAGAAAUGACCGCGGCCAACAAAAUGGGAAAGGAGUUGUCAAGUUCGAAUCCAGACGGGAUGCUAGAGAGGGUCUGAAAAGACAUCGGCAAUACCUUGGAACGAGGUUUGUGAAAGUCUAUGCAAGCUCAGAAAAGCAGUGGGUUAAGGCAGGUGGUGCUAGGGAACCUCCAGACCGUGCUAGGUCUUACUCACCAGUGGCCGACAGGUCUACAAAGUCCAAUUCUCCUGCCAAUGAGGAGUUCUGUGUCUUGGUGGAAAACCUUCCCUACUUAGUGGAGAAGAGGGACAUAAAGGAGAUCUUCCAUCAUGCAGACCUCAAGUAUGAUCAGAUCCUUCACCUCCUUGACAAGUAUGGGUCAGAGACAAGGUCCGCAUUUGUGCUGUUCAGAAGCCUGAGGGACUACGGUGCUGCCUUGACUCUUCACAAGCAGAAAUUUCUGAAACGAAUUGUGUACAUCUCUCCUAUCUCGAAAGAGAAAAUGGUCGCCAUGCUAGAAUCUGGGAAUCUAAUGGAUGGUGCACCACCCUCUAAAAGGUCUUACAGAAGAUCUCAGGAAAGGCUUCCAAGAGAGACCAAGAAGGAUGUGUAUGAAUCUGAUAAGAUUUGCCUGUAUGUGCGAAACCUGCCUUUCGACGUGCGCAAAGUUGAGAUUGUGGACUUCUUCCUAGGCUUCAGGAUCUCAGAGGAGACUGUUGUUUUGCUGCUUGACCAUAAGGGCAAUGGGCUUGGAGAGGCUUUUGUGAUCUUUCAGACUGAGGAGGAGGCUAUGAGGGCACAGUCUCUGAAUGGACAAGGGUUUCUUGGAACAAAUGUCAUCCUGAAAUGCAUUUCUCUGGCUCAGAUGUGUGAAUUUGGUGGUGGUGAACCUGCAGUGACAGAGCAACAGAUGGAGAGAAGCUCAGAGAGGUACUUGGCCAGGAACAGUGAGGCGAUGUCCCAUCUGGACACUGAUUACAGGGUCAACCCUGAUAUAGGCCAUCUUCCUAUGAACGACCUGCAGGUUCAUAUUGAUGGAGGCAGCAGUCUGGGUCUGGAUUCUCACAUGAUGGAAAACCCUGUUCUGCUUGAUAACAGGGGCAAUGGCUCUGCUCAUAGACAUGAAGGCUAUGGACCUUCUGCACCGCAGCAGUUUGAUGAUCCAACAUCCUUGACACUGGUUAAUAUGCCUUUUUCUAUCAGAAUUGAAGAAAUCUAUAACUUUUUCUAUGGAUAUCGUGUCAUUCCUGGAUCGGUCUCAUUGCAGUAUGACAAUGGAGGGCGUCCCAAAGGCUCAGCAACGAUUAUUUUGGAAUCUCGCUCGGAAGCGUUAAUGGCAGUUGAGGAAUUGAGUGGAAGACCAAUAGGCAACAGAAAAGUAAAACUAGUUCUUGUGUGAAAUUUGUCCUCCGUAUAGAACAUAAAAUAACCUUUUUGGGCUUUAAAAUGUGACGUUUUAGGAAGAACAACUCGGACUGUAUUUGGUUAGUUUGGUGGUUCCAACAGAUGGUGACUGAACAAUUUUUGAUUUUAAAAAUACUGUGUGUGUGUGUGUGUGUGUGUAUAGCCUUCUACUCCAUGUGUAACGGACAAACCUUUUGUCUGUUUUUUCCCCCUUAAAGAAUAACAAUUGUUUUUGUAUUUUGCCCAUCGCUUGCUUGCUAUGUAGCCUGUUUCUGAAGCUUUUUCUUUUAGUGAAAUUUGCCUGAAAUUGUAUUUUCUUUAACAGCUGGGUGAAGGUAGAACUUAAAUUUGCAACUAUUAUUUGUUGAAAUGUUUAUUGCAUUAUAUAGUGUAAAAGUUGUCCAUUAAACUUAGUGGAAAUUCUUUGAUUAAAAUGCAUACAUGUUC
Messenger RNA from Salmo salar (Atlantic salmon), 2540 nucleotides. Lineage: Eukaryota; Metazoa; Chordata; Actinopteri; Salmoniformes; Salmonidae. The record is from RefSeq and is a predicted model, not a curated record.